Messenger RNA from Cooperia oncophora, 627 nucleotides. Lineage: Eukaryota; Metazoa; Nematoda; Chromadorea; Rhabditida; Trichostrongylidae. The record is from the annotation of a GenBank genome assembly.
AUGGGUACACGUCGUGUGUCGUCACCAAAUGGCGACUUCACUCUUUUCUUCACCAUCCAGAGCCCGUUCUCCAACUUUCAUCCAUGCCGUUUUCAGCAGAAAGCAAUGGACGGCUCAAGAAGGCAUUUUAAUUGUGUUGAACAGUAUUAUAUGUAUAGCAAAGCCUUGUCAGCGGGCGAUAAAACAGUCGCAGAGAAAAUAAUGUCAGAACGCGAUCCAAAGAACAUGAAACGGCUCGGUAUGACGAUUGAAGGAUUCGAUCGAGAAAGGUGGGACAGCAUAAGCGCUUCCAUUAUGACACUUGCACUCGAAGCGAAGUUCAUGCAAAAUACUCAGAUGCGUUACAUGUUGUUCUUGACGCACGGUUCUAGGCUAGUCGAAUGCUCACCGAAAGACGUCAUUUGGGGCAUAGGUCUCUCGAUCGACAGUCCGGAUGCUGUGAAUCCUUCACGAUGGCGUGGUAAAAAUCGUCUUGGAACUCUUAUGGAUGCCGUGCGAGAGAAGUUAUGGGUCAUGGAAGAAUAUAGACCUUUGCGUGAGGAAGUCGAGAAUCAAAUGAAUUUAUUUUCUGGAUAUGCUGAUUUAUAUUUCUCGUCAAGAAUAACAAGGCGCUGUUGGUACUGUUGA